GGUUACAUGAGUUUCAUCAAACGGAGCACGGUCAUAAACGAGGAAUCAUGUUCAGACCGACCCUAACGUGGGCUACUGCCAUUCUUACAUUGCUUUUGUCAGUAAACUGCCUUGCCAGCCGCAAACUUUUAGUUUUUCUAAUUGAUGGCUUUCGAUAUGAUUAUAUGGACGACCUGCAAAACUUGCCUGGAUUUAAAGAGAUUGUGGAUAACGGGGUCAAAGUGGAUUACUUGACCCCCGACUUCCCCAGCCUCUCAUACCCCAAUUACUACUCACUAAUGACAGGUCGGUAUUGUGAAGUGCACCAAAUGACAGGGAAUUACAUGUGGGAUCAGGGGUCCCUGAAGGAGUUCAUAAUUGGCACAAACCAAGACAGCCGGCUGCCAAUGUGGUGGGAGGGGUCAGAGCCCAUCUGGGUAACCAUGCAGAAACUGGGGAAGAAAGUCUUCAUGUACUAUUGGCCCGGUUGUGAGGUAAAGAUUCUGGGUGUAAGAUCUUCGUACUGUGAGGAGUAUGUCUACAAUCCCACAGAGAAAAAUCUAUCAGACUCUAUUGACAAUGCUCUCAAUGCUUUACGUAGUGGCAAGGCAGACAUGGCUGCUGUGUACUAUGAGAAGAUUGACGUAGAGGGGCAUCACCAUGGACCCAUGUCUUCUCAGGUGAAGACCGCUGUUCAGAGGCUGGACGUGGCCUUCCAAGCACUAAACCAAAAAAUCAAGGAGAAGAACCUGCGCGACGAACUCAACGUCAUCAUGUUCUCCGAUCACGGGAUGACGGACCUCGAGUGGAUGGAGAAAGUAAUUGAGCUGGACAGGACCAUAAACAUGUCUGACAUUGUCAAGAUGAUGGAUCGAGGUCCUGUCGUCAGUUUGUGGCCAAAAAAAGCCAAGUAUGAGGAGGUCUACAGAGCACUGAGCAGUGUCCGAAACAUGAAUGUCUACAGAAAGAAUGAGAUCCCUGAUCGCUUCCAUUACAAGGGUGGGAAGUUUGUUUCCAGUCUGACCCUGGUGGCUGACCCUGGCUGGUUCAUAACAGAGAGCAAGUCCAAACUGCCCUUCUGGCAGAACAACAGUUCACCAGAACCUGAAGGAUGGCAGCAUGGUUGGCACGGCUAUGACAAUGAGUUUGUGGACAUGAGGGGCUUCUUCCUAGCACAGGGACCAGAUUUCAAGAAGAAUGUGCGCGCGGCCCCUAUCAGAGCAGUGGAUGUCUACAACCUGAUGUGUAAAACCCUGGGGAUCCGGCCUCUACCCAACAAUGGUUCCUGGUCCCGGGUGGAGUACUUGCUCAAUGGCUCUGUGAGCCUGGCCUGUUCUAUCUGGACUUUUAUUCUACUAGUAUUGGUAUGGUCACUUUAGGCUUAGAACCACAGAGAUUAUAUCGUUCUAUUCAGGGGAUGAUGUCGUAGUCUAGUCCAGGGCCUGUUUUCCCAGAAGCAUCUUGAGUUCAUGGUUAAAACCAUCGGAACCAAUUGUGAAAAUGAUUUCAAGUCCAAAACAAAAAUGUUUCUGUGUCAUUAGAACUAACAUUCCGUUAUGAAAAUGUAAUAGCUCCUUAGAAUACAUUUAAUUGGUCCUUUAGUCAUGAACAUUUCAGACCCCACUGAAGGGAGUGUCUGCUAUUAGUGUUUUGAAAAUAAAAAUUGGUUGUAAAACCAUUGACAUGGUUUUCAUCUGAUGGAAACGCUACACAAGACAGGAUCCUACCUAUGAACUUAGCAAUAAAAUGCCUUUGGGAAAUAAGACAAAGGGCUUUCAAACCCAUUUACUUUAUAAGUACUCUGGAAAAACCUUCCUAGUUACCUCUACCCUAAUUCACUGCUGCCAAAGGAUGAAACAUGUCAGUUCCUCUAUUCAUUGUUUUAUGUAUGAAAUACUUCCAAAAUGAAUUGUCACUUGGUCUGUUUAAGGGGGGUUAAAUAAAAGGAUGAGGUUUUGAAUCUCUACACAUUGUU
Messenger RNA from Esox lucius (northern pike), 1954 nucleotides. RefSeq names its product ectonucleotide pyrophosphatase/phosphodiesterase 6 (gene enpp6). Lineage: Eukaryota; Metazoa; Chordata; Actinopteri; Esociformes; Esocidae. The transcript is spliced from 8 exons. Bases 48 to 1358 code for a protein of 436 amino acids. The record is from RefSeq and is a predicted model, not a curated record.